AUGAGGCCUCUCACAACUGCCGCGGCGUUCGCUCAUGCAGCCGUUCUGGGCAAACAAUCUGUGCCGACAAACUCUCCGGACCCGGAAUUGGAGGCAUUGAAGUCAGAAUUGGCAGAGCUGAAGCUGGAGAAGCAGCAGAUGCAAAUGUCCAAGGAGCGCGAGGAGUUCGAAAAGUCCGUCAGACAACAAGCGGAAGCGGCUUACAAUAACCGGGUGAAUGCAUGGCACCAGGAGGCGGCAGAAGAGAGAGAGGAAAUCAUGUUUGCAAAAAUGGCAGCCGAGCAAGCGGCACGGAAACAAGUAGAGGAGGAGCGUAAAGCGGAUGAGGAAAGAGAGAAGAAGCAUGCAUCUGCAUUGGCCAAAGUCGAGCUGGAAAUCCGGCAGAGACUCGAGAAGGAAGCUAUAGAGAGGAAGCAACGACAGGGUCUAAGGAGUCUGUUCAACCGGUCUUCGAGAAGUUACUAG
This is a messenger RNA of Diaporthe citri, 465 nucleotides long. RefSeq lists its product as uncharacterized. Bases 1 to 465 code for a protein of 154 amino acids. Lineage: Eukaryota; Fungi; Ascomycota; Sordariomycetes; Diaporthales; Diaporthaceae. The transcript has a single exon. The record is from RefSeq and is a predicted model, not a curated record.